GGUGCCCGAGGGAGGGGUCUGCUGAAAACGAACGGGGCGUGAGCAUUGCGCGUCCGGAGCCUUUGUGUUUCAGCUCGAAUAUCUCACAUAUCAAUAAUUCAGUGCGCAAGCAGACGGACCCCGCGCUAUGUAUUCAACUGCGCUUCAACUCGACAAGGGCCUCGUACCGCUCUCGACUGGUUAUUCGAUUACGGAGUGAGACAAGAAGGCGGGGAGGCUUGAGCUGAGAGGGGAAAAAUAAGUUUACACGUGGAACGACUGGGUAAAGGGAACUCUCCAUGAUUUAAAAAAAGAAACGGGAAAACCAAACCUGUCUUUGACCUUUCCAAAAUUUAGAAAUACACAAGGAUAGCUAUAAUUCAAGAAAGCCUAAGGAGUUUGUCAUUUGGAAAGACUGCAUUCUGUCGAACAUAAUAAGAAUAGCAGGAUACAGCCACGAAGUACAGAGUGAAGUUGCCAUAAUGUUGACGGUAUUACUGGGUGCAGUGUGGCUAGUGACUCUAGUGAACGCUCAGAAUGAGACGGAACCCAUCGUGCUCGAAGGGAAAUGUCUGGUCGUUUGCGAUUCCAACCCAACUUCGGAUCCCACUGGGACUGCUCUCGGGAUAUCGGUGCGCUCCGGGAGCGCCAAAGUGGCUUUUUCAGCCGUGAGAAAUACCAACCACGAGCCUUCGGAGAUGAGUAACCGGACUAUGGUCAUCUACUUUGACCAGAUACUUGUAAACGUUGGUAAGAAUUUCGAUGAGGAACGGAGCAAUUUCAUCUCCCCGCGCAAAGGGAUUUACAGUUUUAAUUUCCACGUGGUCAAAGUGUAUAAUCGCCAAACGAUCCAGGUGAGCCUAAUGCAUAACGGAUGGCCUGUGAUCUCGGCCUUCGCUGGGGACCAGGAUGUGACUCGUGAGGCUGCCAGUAACGGAGUGCUGAUCCAAAUGGAGAAGGGGGACCGAGCCUACCUCAAACUGGAGAGAGGAAACCUCAUGGGGGGUUGGAAGUACUCCACAUUCUCUGGGUUCCUGGUCUUCCCCAUGUAGAAGACAAGGAGACUGGAGGGACUAAUGCUUCUCAGCUCGGCGGCUUGGGAGACUGUGGAGUGAGAGAGAGGAUAAAAGAUAGAGGAAGAGAGAGAGAUAUGGGAGAGGAAGUUAAAGAGAUGUGUAAGGUAUAAUUAGGCAGGGCAGGCUCUCCAACACACUCACUCACUCCGCUGCCUGACUACAGCUCUGGACAGCCAAAACUUUUUUAUCCUCAGAAAUAUUAUAAUUUAAAAACAUUAAAGAGAGUAAAAACUAUAGGCCAAGUCCACCCCUCCCCUCACAUCAUCUCUUUCUGCAUCUGCUUUGAGGAAUGUCUCUGUAUUACCUACAGUGUCAAAGAGCUGCAUCGACCAUGUUUCCACAUACCGUAUGGCCAUCCAUCCCCACCCAUUUUCUCUGACUCCAUUUUUUAAUUCUAUACGUCUGUGUACAGUCCGACAAUACAUUUUCUACAUCCCUUCCACCACUGUCAUUACAAGUCCAAGCAGAUACUGUACUGUACCAUUGCGUCCUCCUCACUCAUCACUCCUCCCAUCCCCUGUUCUUCACAUAUAUUGAUCCUCUGUUCAAUACUCCUCCUCUCCUGUCCUGUUGUGUUAUCCUCCACUCUGCUGCUCUUCUUUCUAGCCUUCUCCUCCCAGUAAAGAUGUCCCUGCUUUGUCUUGGUUGGAGGAUUGCUGAAACUCUAAAAGACUCUAGCUGUAU
Molecule: messenger RNA, 1739 nt
Organism: Oncorhynchus gorbuscha (pink salmon)
Lineage: Eukaryota; Metazoa; Chordata; Actinopteri; Salmoniformes; Salmonidae
Product: cerebellin-1-like
Exons: 3
Coding region: 462-1031 (189 amino acids)
Cellular component (GO): glutamatergic synapse; synaptic cleft
Molecular function (GO): protein binding
Source: RefSeq, a predicted model, not a curated record